GAAGGGGACAUCCGGUAUUAUUUCCUCUAGCUUGACAGUCGUAGUGGAAGUCUGGAGCUCAGCGGCUCAUUGACUGUAGCAAGUUCCUGAUCGCUGGUGCCAACGCCCGGCGAAAUAGAAAGCUAACGUUAGCUAGCGGAGAUACGGAGGGACAUUGCAGCUAACAGCAGACUCAGAAAGCACAGAGAUGCAGACUAUCAAAUGUGUGGUGGUGGGUGAUGGAGCAGUGGGAAAAACCUGCCUAUUGAUUUCAUAUACCACCAACAAAUUCCCCUCUGAAUAUGUACCCACGGUUUUUGACAACUAUGCAGUAACUGUAAUGAUCGGGGGUGAACCAUACACCCUUGGCUUAUUUGAUACAGCAGGUCAGGAGGAUUAUGACCGGUUACGACCACUAAGCUACCCACAGACAGAUGUCUUCUUAGUCUGUUUCUCAGUUGUUUCACCUUCCUCGUUUGAGAAUGUUAAAGAAAAGUGGGUUCCUGAAAUUACUCACCACUGUCCCAAGACCCCGUUCCUGUUGGUAGGCACUCAGAUCGACCUGCGUGAUGACCCCUCCACAGUGGAGAAGCUAGCCAAGAACAAACAGAAGCCAAUCACCCCUGAGACAGCAGAAAAGCUGGCUCGUGACCUUAAGGCAGUCAAAUAUGUUGAGUGCUCAGCCCUAACACAGCGGGGACUGAAGAACGUAUUUGAUGAGGCUAUCCUAGCCGCUUUAGAGCCCCCUGAAACUCAAAGAAAGAGAAAAUGCUGUUUGUUCUGAUGUCUUCUUGCAUCUUGCUUUGCCUCUCGAUCGUCUGCUGCUUACUCAUUGUAAAGAGAUGUCUGUCACUUAAAUAACCACUACGCUCUUUUAAACUUUAAAUCUUUGUGCCCAUUAACCUUUUUCCUUCUGUUCAUGCGUGCUUUCUUUUCAACUUGGCCUAAUCACAAUUAUCCAUGCUGCCUGUUACAACAAGAGUGCCAAUCUUUAGUUCUUGUUUCUGUUGCCAGCGUCUUGUGUGCACGUCUGUGAAAAUGGACAUGACUGCGUUGGUUCAUGUUAUUUAAAUUUACAUUCUGUUAUUAUCUCAGUAUUGAGCCCUUCAGCAUCAGCUGUACCCUACAAAGCAUUUAUGCCACAAUCUGUCUUGGACAGUAAAAAAAAAACCUUUUUUCCUACUGCAGCGUCAAACAUUUUCCGUGGGCUUUUUGUCUUUACUCAGACAACCUGAUCAUGAAGGAGUCUUGUAUAAUGUUAUUUGAAUAAAGGAUAAUUUUGAUCGCCCUGCUCCAUUUCUACUCAGCCUUCUUUUGCAAUUAGUUCCCUGAAGAUACUAAUUUGUAUUUGGAACAUAGCCCUGUUUUGAAUAUUAAUAUUUUAUUUCCACAGAAAGGAUUAAAGAAUGUGUUUGAUGAGGCAAUACUGGCUGCCCUGGAGCCUCCUGAACCUAAGAAAAGGCGUAAAUGUGUUCUGCUCUAAGUUUCAUCGCAGCCUUCUCCACACCAGUUUCCAAAUCUAGGUUAACAGUUCUGAAGAGGUUUGUUGCACAAGCACAUUCCAACAUGAGUUAAGAUAUUCUGAAAUAUUUGCUUUCUGACUGACUUAACCUAAAUACAUUUUCAAUGUGUUGAACAUGAUUUUUAAGAUUGCGUAACAUUUGAUGCUGUUUGUGAUGAUUUGAUGCCAUUGAAAUGGUCUUACGUGAUGUGAAUACUUACGAUAUAUAUAUAUCAACAAACUGUAGGUGACAUUAUUAAAUAACGUUUCAGUUUGACCACAUUAUGUUAAGAGUUAUUUUGCAGAAGUGUUAUUCCAAAAGAACUGACUAUGAAAUGGUAUUUUAAUAGAACUCCUGUUUUAUUGACUGCCCUGUAAAACACAAACAAGCUGAUGAUGUUGUUAGUGAGCUGCUCAAAUGAUGUCUUAGUAUAUCCUACAUCUGUUUACUUCUCAAGAAAUUCCCUUAAACUUUCUCGUAUGUACCAUAUGUUCAACCCUGGCGCACAAGACGGCGUGUGGUUGACACCGCAUUGUCAUAGAACUCAAAUAGUUUCUCAAAGGGUUAAUAAAAGUUGCCGUAUUUUACUUUUUAAACAUGAUUUCAUAUUCAAUGUCAACAUAGCCUCCAGGCGUAUCCCAGAAAUAAUUGACGUAAUGACAUUUCUAGGCAAUGCUCCCAUCGUAGUUCUAGUUUGCCAAAAAAAGACCUGAUAAAUUGAAGCUUAGUCCAAGUAAAGAUCUGCACAAGCGGACAGACAUGUGAAAUGUAUGGAGUUUUAAUUUUCAAUUUAAGUAACUACAUGCAAGAAGUUGGAGCACAACAAUUUCAAAGUAAUUUUCUUAUUGUGACAGAAGUUAAGGUCAUGUGUGUCCUGAAUGCUUUUUCAAAAGUUGCAAAAGCUGAACUUUGUAGGAGCAUUCCAGCCUAUAACUGCAGGCUAAUGAACCAUUUUGUAAACUGAACAUACUUGCUGCUGAAGUCGGAUAGUAACACAUUGUGAAUACUCUCACAAAAUGCUAUACAUAGUUUGAAACCCUGUGAAGAUUUUCGAGUGACUGAACUAGCUCUAUUUACAUUUGUCUUUUACUAUAACCAUGCCUGGAUGAUGGGCUUGAAUUUGAUUUGUAAAUAUAGUGAGAGUAACUCGUAACUUAUUGACUGAAUACAAUGUGUGCAUUACUGAUACGGAUAGAGGAGCUGAGGUCACAGUGAAAUCAAAAUGUCCAGGAAAAUGUUGAGUUUCUUGGACUCUUUGGUUUUUAUUCAAUUUGACAUCAAAGUUGUACUGUAUCUUGCUUGUGAAGCAUCACAAUAAACCAGUAUUAUGAAUAAACCUAA
Molecule: messenger RNA, 2822 nt
Organism: Cottoperca gobio
Lineage: Eukaryota; Metazoa; Chordata; Actinopteri; Perciformes; Bovichtidae
Product: cell division control protein 42 homolog
Exons: 6
Coding region: 188-763 (191 amino acids)
Biological process (GO): small GTPase-mediated signal transduction
Molecular function (GO): GTPase activity; GTP binding
Source: RefSeq, a predicted model, not a curated record